AUGAAGAUGGAAAAGGAUAAUCACAUCGACCAAGUAGAUAACUUGCAACUUGACCAUUGGAGAAUUUCACAACUGACGAUAAUUGGAGGCAUACCGACAGGAGGUGUGUCAGAGAAGGUUUAUUUUCUAGGCCAAGUCACGCCUGCGAGCGUGGACCAAUACCGGACCGGAGUGGUGCCCUCAGCCCUCUCCCAGACGCCAGCCCUCCCUGUCCGACGCACCCACCAUCUGUGUCCUGCCCCAGGGAGAGCCCGGGAGGCUCAGUCUGAGCGCCCCCUCCCCUCCAAUCGGCCGAACUCCAACCUUGACCUUCAUGGGCACAUCAACACUCAGGGAGUGAGCACCUCCAUGAGGAAAGAGCCCCGGCCUAGCCUCCCGGGAGGACCGAAGCACAGAUGCCCCAGGCAUUUCGACACCCCGCUAGAUCCGGAUCCGGAGGUCUCCGGUGCCCCCACCCCACUCGAGCCACUGGUCACUCACCGCGCGUCGCGGGUGUGCGGGCGGCGGCUCAGGCCGGCGCGCUCCCGGCGCUCCCCGCGCACGUGUCGCGCUAGCCCCCGGCGCUGCGAGCUUCCCGCCGCCAGCGCGCGCCCUCGGGCCGCCGAGUCCGCGGCGCGCGGCUGGGUAGACCCCGAGGGUGGGCGCGGCGGCGCCAGGGCUCGCGGAUGUGGUGGCGAGCGAGGAAAGCGGUCGCAAGUUUCAGCGGCCGGACGCUGGGCCCCGCCGGCGCCUGCGGUUUCCACGCCGCCCUCCCAGCGGGCCGGGGCCGCGGCCCGGUCCUGCCACCGGUGGGCUCCCAGCGCCGCCUUGAGCAAGAACUACCUGGCAGGAGGCCAAGGAAGACAAUGAGAACUUGCUGGACCAAGACUAAGAAGAAAAAGAAAGCCUAGAUAUGGCUUUGCAUAGGCUGCCUCUCUUCAAUCAAAUGCAAUCUCCAAAGUAGCACAUUGAGGGAAUGUGCAAUGAAUACUAAAAAAGGAAGAAUGGACCUGCAAAUACAUCACAGCUGGCAGCUUCUUAAAAUCCUAAUCUCUUCAUUUGAUGAAAUACAAGUGAUUUUCAAUUUCAGCAAACAAGACAAAAUAAAUCUUCUACAUUGAAUACCAAAGUAAAAUGAGGGCCGAACUUCAUUUAAAUCAGGACAAGAAGAGAUCUAAGGAAUCAGCCAUUGGUUUGAGAGUUGAUGAAGAUGCGUCAUCAUUUUUGCUGAGAUGGUUUUCCCCAGUGAGAAAAUUUGAAAUCUGGGGUUUAUACCCAGUGCUGAGACCAGGAAUAUACACAGCUGUAGUGCUGAGAUCACAAGUAGUCAGAGAGGCAGGCAGAGAGAGAGAGGGGGAAGCAGGCUUCCUGCUGAGCAGAGAACCGAACCCGAGGUGGGGCUCGAUCCCAGGACCCUGAGAUCAUGACCUGAGCCAAAGGCAGAGGCUUAACCACUGAGCCACCCAGG
Mustela lutreola (European mink) is the source of this 1447-nucleotide messenger RNA. RefSeq lists its product as uncharacterized. The coding region runs from base 1 to 849 and encodes 282 amino acids. Lineage: Eukaryota; Metazoa; Chordata; Mammalia; Carnivora; Mustelidae. The transcript is spliced from 7 exons. The record is from RefSeq and is a predicted model, not a curated record.